AUGACCUCUCUUCUUGCUAUAGCAGUUCACUUGUUGAUCCUCAUUCAGUGGCUAACACAACAGGUGACUGGCCUGGCAUGGCUAGCCAAGUCAUGUCAGCUAGGCAUAGCCAAGAAUGCAUUUGAUGAUCAGUGUGAGGGCCGUACUGAAGAAAUGGAAAGAAAAGCACCCCAGUUGUUAAAAGAAGAACUGAAAGUGGAUAGAAAUUUAAAAAUUGAAUGGGAAAUGGCAGAGACAAAAUGGAAGUAAAUAAAGAACAGAAUAAAGUAUUCAAAUCAAUUCAAUGAUUUCCAUGGAACAGCUCUAGUGGCCUAUACUGGGAGAAUUGCAACAGAAUUUAACAAAGCUGUAAGAGAAUUCCAUCAAAAUUCACAUAAAUUUCAGUUCAAAGCCUUCCAUUAUUAUUUGACAAGAGUUCUUCAGAUUCUUGCUACAGGGAACUGUUACACAGUUUAUAGAGGUUGUGGCACCAAGUUUUAUUAUAGUGGGAGAGGAAAUGUACAUUUGGGCCAAUUUACCUCAUCAUCUCUGGAUGAAUUUAUAGCUACUUCAAAGUAUUUAAAAGAAGGAGGGACACUAUUUAUCAUUAAAAACUGCUUGGGUGUUAAUAUCACAGCAUUUUCUAUGAAUCCAAAUGAAAUGGAAGUGCUAAUUCCAGGCUAUGAGGUGUAUCAGGAAGUCACUAAAGGAAUGAGAGAAAGCCUUGCAUUCCUCCUGCUGCUGCCUGGCCUCCUCACCCUGCUGUUCCUUCAUGCUGAGCUGUAA
Messenger RNA from Pteropus alecto (black flying fox), 765 nucleotides. RefSeq names its product T-cell ecto-ADP-ribosyltransferase 2-like. Gene Ontology annotation, molecular function: NAD+ poly-ADP-ribosyltransferase activity; NAD+-protein-arginine ADP-ribosyltransferase activity. The transcript is spliced from 4 exons. The record is from RefSeq and is a predicted model, not a curated record. NCBI's taxonomy places the organism in Eukaryota, Metazoa, Chordata, Mammalia, Chiroptera, Pteropodidae.